This is a messenger RNA of Trichoderma citrinoviride, 888 nucleotides long. RefSeq lists its product as hypothetical. NCBI's taxonomy places the organism in Eukaryota, Fungi, Ascomycota, Sordariomycetes, Hypocreales, Hypocreaceae. Bases 1 to 888 code for a protein of 295 amino acids. The transcript has a single exon. The record is from RefSeq and is a predicted model, not a curated record.
AUGUGGCCUAGGGAGCACAAGAGUGUUCCUUUUCGAGAUCCCUCAUGGCAGUAUGAGUUCAAUCGGUGCGGAACGUAUAUGAGCGAGGAUUCAGAGGGCCUUGGUGCAGAGGCGACGGCACUCUACAAGGAUCUGCUUGAAAGAGAGCAGCCGCUUCCCCUAAAGUCCUUAUUUGACGACGAUAUCGUUGGCGAAACUUGCGAGAGGAUCAGGUCCAAAAACGAGAUAACGCUAUUUCGCGACAUCACUCCUCUGAUUGCGCCGUCAGUUGACCUUCUCGCUAAUGACAAUCCCCAUCUGGGAUUCUUGUGCGAAUCCACAGACGAGGUGUGGUCAAGCUCGCAACCAGUCAUCCGCCUUCAGCCGCAGCCCAGCUACGGCGUUGGGUUCUCUUCCGAGGCCUUCACCGAAGAGCAGUUUUUCAAAGCUACGGAUUUCUUCGACCAGAUCUGCGCGGCGGAGACCUCGCCCAUGAUGGCCACGCCUGAGAUGUACUUCCCCUGUUUCUCAUUGGAAAUCGGGCCCAUUGCCUUGGCCGAGCGUCAGAACGUACACAACAUGUCAGUGGCCAUGCGCGGCGUCGUUGAGCUCUUCCGCGGAGUAUGCCGUGAGGCCGAGGUGCACCGCCAGAUCUUGGGCUUUUCCAUAGCACAUAAUCAUCGCCGGGUGGAGAUAUCGGUGCAUUACCCGGUUAUUCAUGGGGACGUCACAAACUUCUAUCGAAAGAUGAUUCACUCAUUUGACUUUUCUGAUCCUGGCUGCGACAGGUGGGCUGCGUACCGCUUUACCAGGAACCUAUACGACACCUGGAUGCCGGCGCAUUUCGCCAGGAUUUGUUCUGCCAUUGAUGAUCUUCCCCUUGAAUGGCCGGGUGGAGGACACUAUUGA